This is a messenger RNA of Paramuricea clavata, 13903 nucleotides long. The record is from the annotation of a GenBank genome assembly. Lineage: Eukaryota; Metazoa; Cnidaria; Anthozoa; Malacalcyonacea; Plexauridae.
GUUACGACUUUGUUAUGGUAAUUUUAUUCAAAAGAGCUCACAUACUUCAAGAAGCUGCUUGUAUCAACAAGUUUGUCUGAACUCCUGAAUAGUGCUUGCCAUAGCCAGCAGAGACCACAGGAAUUGCUCGAAGUCAAGGCAAAAUGCCCCAAGAAAACUUGGCUGAGACUGAAAAAGUCGGUAAGGAAAUGAUAAAUUAGCUAAAUUUGUUGCCUGUUGGUAUUCUGCAACUCGUAGUCUGUAUUCAAGGGUGUAUACUUAUGUAUACGCUUUUGAAUUGUGUAGUGUAUAACUGUAUAUGUUCAAAUAUGAGAGUUUUUCUAUGAUUAAACUAACUAGAUAAAUCGUCCAUGUUUAGCCCGAGGUUCUGAGUUCUCUUGUGAAAGAGUAACUUUAUGAAAUGGGUCAGAAUGAUUAUGAAAAGGAUGAGUGUUUAUUUAUGCUUCGCUGAACCGGUCUACUGCACACACUGUGGGGCGUUUAUUAAUAUUUGCUCUUGCCAGUAAAACUGUAAGAGUUUAAACAAAAUUUGAUGUAGGCUGCAGGCGAAAACUGACGGAAAUAUAUCUGGCAAAAUUUGCACUGUUGAAAAUCUGUGCUUCACAAACAUUGACAAAAUAAACUCGUGGUGUUUUCCGCAAAACAAAUCAAUUAAGUUAUUUUAUCGUCACAACUACAGAUGAACGAUCAAUAUUAAUGCUCAAAGAGAAGACCUAAGCCUCAAAGCUCGAAGUUCAAAAGCAGUCGAAAAAGCAGUUCACUUUUUCUAUGUGUCUAUGGUCAAUUUGCCGGAUUCCUCGAAUUUGAAUGGUUAAAAUUAAAGUAAUUAACCAUGAUUUAGACCGUCUUCUGACCCAAAGUCAUGCAAAGUGUAACGUAUGUACUAAACCGUGACAAUAGCUGAAAUGUCUUGAUAAAAUUUCACCAUUGCCUAUUACCACUGACUAUGGAAAAAUUCAACCCAUAUCUAUGGUUUACAUUAUCGAAAUUUUAUUGACCAAAGAAGUCCAACCGAAAUGCUUUGUGUAAACAUACAGGAAGCAAUACUCUAGCUUGUGUGGACCAUACCUAAUUUUAGUGUGCAGUGAUAACCAAUUUGUGCAGUGAUAAAAGUAAAAUGUGCAGUGAUAAAAUGUAAAAUGGGCAGUGAUAAAAUUUGCUUUGAUAAGUUGUUAAUUAACACAAGAGAAUGAUUCAAUUGAAUUUGAAAUGAUGACUGCCAAAUUAUCGAAUUAAAUAAGAGUAUAUGUUUUUUGUACGAAAAUCAUGAGAUUCAGGCAAUUUUUAGUUAAUAUCUGGCUUUUGGUAUGUCCGGAAAAAAUUUUUGACCCUUAAAAUGGUACACUGACCAAAAUUUUUUUGGCGACGGGGGGGGGGGAGGAGGUCGCCAAAAAUUUCCGAAUAUUCUGAAAUUUUCUUAGUCAUUCGGAAAUUUUUGGCAUAAAAUGUGCAGUGAUAAAAAAUUCUUAAAAUUAGGUAUGGUGUGGACCCAAAGCACCCUUUUGGCGAAUCAAUCGUUGCCUUUUAUUAAUAGAACUAGCAAAAUCUUUAGUAACAAGAAACGUGUCCCUGAAAGGCUAAAAACGUACAAUUUCCUUGUUUUUGAAGAAAUAGAAAGUACAAGAGGCGUGUAAUCAAACACCACAUGACCCCUGGCCUCUGUUUAUCUUCUUCACUGAUACAUGGGCAGUGUCUCAUUCUGAAGAACAUUCACUGAAACCGUUCUAAAUAACGUUAUUUAGCUCCGAUGGAGUUUGAAGAGAAAGGCGAGAAGACAGAGCUAGUUGGUAUGAUGCGGAAAUUAUAUUAUUAUAGCAUUAGAAGAUAAUAUUCGCCAUUUCCUUGGAUAUUUAGCAUUACUAUAGAAUAUCACGAGGUUGUCUCGUGUAGUUCAAUAUGGAUUUGAAGCGUGCUUUUCUCGAGUUCCCUCGCUUAUUCAAUAGCUCAAUUGCUGGGGGGUCAACUUCAGGGGUAUUGAUACUUUUACGAGCAAUAAAACUAAACUACAUUUCUCAAUUCUAUUUAUUUGCCACCAAAAAAGAAUGAACAUGAUUUCUCAGUUAGUGCGCAGUGCAAUCAACCUUGUUAGGCAAGCUCUGAUUCGCUAUUUGACACGUUUGUACUUGAGAUUCAAGGCUUGUCAUCCCGGAUCAUUUAUCUUAGUCCAUAGUUAAUAUAUUAACUAUGCUUAGUCUUAGACUUUAUAGACUUAGUGAAAACACAAGAUGAUUAGAUGAACUGUCCAACUAUAGCUAGAAUGGCGUGAACUGUUCUGACAGCAGUACGUUCUUGGAGCAAAUCAUGCCUGAUAUCUUCAUAGAGACAGUGCUAUAGAAGAUAUUAUAUUGGUAUUUCAAACAUUCCAUGUUUCUCCUUCGUAUCUUGGCGUGUCGCAUUUGUGGAAUUCGUUGCCAAAUAAUCCAGUAUCAAGUUACAUAUCAACUAACUCGCCUUAACCACUUCGUUGGCUUAGAUUGGGAAGAAACGUCUUUAUAUAUAGAUUUUGUUAUGUACAAGUCACUAUAUCCAUGCCAAUAACCAAAUAUUUUACAUGCGUGAAACCGCAUAUAUGAAUAUUAAAUGAUAUGCAAAUACACUGCACUACGCGCUAUUAAAUUGGCAAGUAAACAUAAAAAAUACAUAGAAUUUGCAUUCGUUCUUUCUGAGCGAAAUUUUCCUUUCUGAAAAUGGCCAACGAUGAAGAAGGUAAGUAUCUAGUUAAUGUUUGUUUUUUGGAUAUAAAUGUUGGGAUAAACUGUACUUUAGCGCUGGCAAACAUUCAUGGCGUAGUGUUUUAAACUGCAACGAUGCAUCGUUGUGCAUUAUUGUACCAAAAUAGUGUAGUUUCUUCACAAAGGAUGGACUCAGUUUGUACAUAUUCGUUAAUAUAUAUAAAGUUUAAAUUCUUCGAAGAAAAAUUUUGAGUUCAUGGGAGUUAAUUUUAAGUAAAUGUGAAAAUAUUCGAACGAAUUGUCGCAAAUCAAAUUUCAAAAAUAUUAUAAUUGCAACAAAAAUUUUGAAGAUGCUGUAUCAAAUAAGUAUUUCUUCAUGAAAUAUAUCAUCCCUUUUGCAUUGAGUUCAUUCAUGUUAUUUUAAAGCUAGGGUACUGAACAAACAUCAGUACAUUAAAGAAUAAUAUUUCGUGCAUGUGCUAAAAAUUUUCAAAACAUAGUUAUUUGACACCUUCUUAAUUUCGUAUUGGCCUCAGUAGUUCUAUGCUAGCAGGGUACAGUAGUUCAAAAACAAUACAUUAAUCAUUUUUAUUUGAGAUUCGUUGAGGAAAUUUUCCAUUAUUUUUUACUGGUCAGGGGGAACUGUUUCAAUGCAAUAAACUUUGAAGCUGUUUUUGGUUAUACGAAACGUUUGAAAUGCUUUCGAAAGUUAUCUUCAAGUCUAAGAGUCUUUCAUCAUUAUCCAAAUUGAAGACAAUUUUUUUAAACUUAUGCUCAGUGGCUGUAUAUAUGCUGGGUACCAGUGGCUGAAUCACCUGAAUGCAUGGACACUGUAUUAUUACUGUACUGUCUGUACAAUGUCAAUGAGUACAUUUUUAAUAGUUUAAAACCAGAGCGGUUUUUUCAAUAUAUCAAAGGUCGAGACCUUUUGAAUUGAGCGCCGUCAAGCACAUCCAAUGCAUGGUAAGGUUCAUUUGAAAGUAAAAUGAUAUUGAAUGUUGGCCAAAGACUAAGUUGAAUUGAAUUGAAGAAGGAAAUUCUUUCUUUUUUAUAAUGAGCAUUAAUUAUUAGCAUCGUUCAGAAAGAUUCCGGUUGUUUUACAAUCGAGGAGGAUUCGCGUUCCUCAAAUUGGGCAUAUUCAUAAGUUUGUAACAUAACCAAGGACAAGGCAUAGCAAUCCUGGACAAAACAUGUGCGACACUACCAUUGCCGGACACUACCAAUUGUUUGACCACUAUGUCUAUGGUUCGACCCAACGUCCGUAGUAUCAUAGAUUAUAGAUUAUACCAGAUGUCUCACUCAGCCAAAAUUGUGUCCGCGAUUUUUUAUGAGCACGAAUUGGCCGCCAUUUUGGCAGUAAGUGUAAUCCACGCCAUGAAACGUGAGCAAUCACGCCUUUUGGCAGUAAGCGCCAUUUUGGCAGUAAGUGUCGCGCGUCAUCUGGCGUGAUAGCCUUGCGAAAAUCGCGGACACGAAAAUCAUAGAGAUAGAUACACAGUGAGACAUCUGGUAUGAUCUAUAAUCUAUGGUAGUAUUGUCGCAAAUUUAGCCCCCCCCCCCCUCCCCCUCCAGAAUACGGUCAAUUUAACGGCCAACAUUGUUUUGGGGUGGAUAACGAGUACCAAGCACAGAUAUCUUACCAAGAUGUUGAAAUUGAAUAAUACUGAAACAACGUCACAAUAGAGUGUCGCUGACGGUUUAAGCCAAGGCUUGUACGUCAUUGCGGAAUGACAAUGCGUACGUGAAUCUAUCAAAAAUAUUUACAUGGAUAUCAUGUGCUACCCUCAACUCACUCUGAUUUAAGUAAAUGAAUAUAAUACAUCCCUGGACAAAUGACAUUCACGACUCAGUAUUUCGACACUCGUGAGUUUGCUUAGAAAAUAUGCAUUUUAUCUACCUGAACUAGAAAAGCGAAACAAGCGUCCCAAAAUUAUUUGGAUCUGCAUAAUUAUAAAAUUCAAAAGUCGGAAGUACACAUGAAGUCUCCCGGAGUGUAUAUAUUAUACCGUCUGAUAGCUGGCAAGUUAGGUUUUUUACUCGGGUCAAAGCUUUCCUUGAGGUAACUUUGAACCGCCAAUUGCCGCUAAAAUGUCUGUGAAUGGAGAUAAAGAACCGGUAUUGCCUUCCUCUGGUUAGUAAUUGAAAUGAAUUGUACGAGAUUUAUGCUUUCGCUUUGGCCUUCGUGUUUACCGCGUUGCUUCGUUGCACAAGUGAUUGCUGGGUUUCACUGUGUGUGAGCUUUGCGAAGCCCAACGCGGCCGAUGGUAGAAAUGUUGACACUGAUAUGAGCAGGAGCAUUAAACUACACCUCUAUUUACCAAUGGCUUGUUGGGAAACCGCUCACCAAUGAGUGAAAAAACUCUAUAAACAAAUGCAACUUUACCGAAGACUACUACAACACAUGAUGAGAAUUGAAAGCACUCAUCUCACUUCGAUAUCUGUCGUCAUCACUUCGAUGUCCACCAACAGGCAUGAAUGGUUUUUUAUCGAGUUCUAGCGGGUAAAAGAGCGAGAUUUAUAAACUUUUAAGUUGUAUGGUUUUCUCUUUCCUUCUAGAUGGCAAAGCUCGGCAUUUCGAUCCCGAUUUCAAAGGACCUGUUAAAGAUAGGUAUGUUUGUAUAUUGCACUUUCGCUUUGAAGUCAGUUGAUGAUGCAUGAACGCACUAACUAUAGACAGGUUCAAAUUUGACUGCCGCUACCUCGGUUCCACUGGUUCAAUACGCAUUUGAUUGGUUAAUCGAGCAGAUCGAACGCGUCUGAUUGGUUAAUGGCAUAGCGAUGGUGGAAGCACAGAAUACAAAUCUAAUAUGACUUAGAAGCUUUCAUUUGCACCUUCAGUUUACGACGUUUACCGACAGUCGGCGUAAGAUUGCACUCCAUUGCACUAAUAGUUUUCUUGGCAUAAAUAUCAUGUAUUUGUUAUUGAUAGUUGGUAAUUGCAUGUAUUUUAAUUGUUUUGAAGGAACUCAUUAGGGAAUAGGUCAAUAGGAUUAGUUGUAACAUAGUCAAUUGUUUCCAUAUGGUCGUAACGGUCGUAAAGAUUGAGUCACGAUCUUUCUCAUCAGCCGAAAUACAACAUUUUAGAACUAAAAAUACGCGGAGUGAUUAUAACUAGAGAAUACUUAUGAUUUAUACGUGGUUUACAGGUAUAAACUGUUCUAAACUGGCGCCGUUGAGAAAGAUCGUCUCUCUAUUUUUACGACCAUAUAAAAACCAGGCUUUAGGAAACUCGAUGCAGACAUCAUUCUCUAUGUUUUUGUCUUGAUUUAUGCAAGAAAUGGUCGGUUCAUCGUCAUGUGUGUAUUGUAUUUUCGCUAGAGCAACCAUAGCUAUGUUUUCAUUUAACCAUUGUGUAAUAUCACGACUGAGUAAUUAAACCAACACGCUGCAGGCUAUUGGUUGGUGGGGCGAAAAAAACACCCACACGUUUAAACGUCGAAUUUCGAUCGCGUCGAAUGCAAUUCAAACAAUAAAUAAUGAAGCUUAAUGAAGUUUAUCAUCUCAUUAUCUAUUGUCUUAAUUGCAUUCGACGCGACCAAAAUUCGACGGAUAAAACAGGCCUUAUACGUUCUUAUUCUAUUGACGAUGUCUAUGGUUCUAAUGAAUGUUAAUUAACUGAAUUACUAGAAACAAUACGCGAAAAUUAAUAGUGUGGACAUGUGCUGCUGCAAACACAAGUUUUAUUAAAUUCUGUUUUAGUUGUUCAGUUUUCUCUGUAUAUGUUUCCUUCGCAGUACCCGUCUGAUUUGUGCUGUUUUAUACGUACAUUGAUUUAUAUGUGGUUUAAUUUCCAUAUGUAUAUUUAAACUUCUUCGAUUCUGGUUUUGUGUAGAUCUUGCACUGAUAUCCCAUGUUGUUUGAUCUUUACAUUAUAUUUGAUUGGGAUGGUUAUUGUGGGGAUAAUUGGUAAGUUCUGGCUAAUAGUGACUGAUAUGGUGGUGUGAUGGUGAAUGGUGAUGAUGAUGGUGAAUGGUGGUGAUGGUGAUGAUGGUAGUGAUGGUGAUGAUGGUAGUGAUGGUGAUGAUGGUAGUGAUGAUGGUGAUGAUGAUGAUGAUGGUGAUGAUGAUGGUGAUGAUGAUGAUGAUGGUGGUGAUGGUGAUGGUGGUGAUGGUGGUGAUGGUGAUGGUAAUGGUGGUGAUGGUGAAUGGUGAUGAUGAUGGUAAUGGUGGUGAUGGUGAAUGGUGAUGAUGAUGGUAAUGGUGGUGAUGGUGAAUGGUGAUAAUGAUGGUGAAUGGUGAUGAUGGUGAUGAUGGUAGUGAUGGUAGUGAUGGUGAUGAUGGUAGUGAUGGUGAUGAUGGUGGUGAUGGUGAUGAUGGUGAUGAUGGUGAUGAUGGUGGUGAUGGUGAAUGGUGAUCAUGGUGGUGAUCAUGGUGGUGGUAGUCAUGAUGGUGUUGAUCAUGGUGGUAAUGAUGGUGUUUGUAUACAUUACCAAACAAUACAGUAAAACCCCGCGUAUAAGAACCUAGAUUUUUUAAGUUAGCCUAAACAGGUUCUUACAUAAAUGGUGCUUAUCAUGAAAUUAGGCUAUAGGUUCUUAUUUUCUAAAGAAAAAGUGACUCGUUAGUUGGUGUAGAAAAAAUUUAUAUAAAUUAUGCCCAUAUGAAGAGAAGAGUUUGUUUUUUUUUAUUUAUAAAUUUUAGUUUGACUAUUAGAAUGAAAAAAAUAAAAUAAGAACCUGUUUGAAAUUUUAGCCUAAAAAGGUUCUUAUAUAAAGUGGGUCUAAAUAAGCAAUUUUAGCCUAACAGGUUCUUAAACGCUAGGCUCUUAUACGCGGGGUUUUACUGUACUCCAAUCUUAGCUACCAUUGUUUUGAAGAUUUUGUUUGAAGAAACAAAAUCUUCAGCCUUAUCUGUAAUUUAUUGCGUUUUUCUCCCAUCAGCUUUCAAAGAGGGUGAUCUGGAUAGACUAAUUUACCCCAAGGAUUCUAAAGGUAUAAUUUUUUCAAACUGAAACCAGUUAGUUGGCACUAACUUAUUUGGUACUCUUAAACAAUAGUCUAUAUUCAACAUUUUAUUUUGAUAUUUUAUAGGCAAUACUUGUGGCAAGGAUUUUGCGUAAGUGUUCAAUAUGCAUAUAAGUUGCAUAUCUACAAAAGAAAAAUUACUAAUAUCCAACUGUUGAUUCUCACUGAAUUAUGUGAUGUCCUUAGCAAAGUUCUGUGUUCCAUUGGCUUCUAUAAACCUUGAUGCUUGUGUUUCUCCAGGGAUAGGAAAUACUUGUUCUUCUUUGACCUGACGCAGUGUGUGAAGAGAACGUCUUUGAAUGAUCUAAGCAGUCUCUCGUGUCCUACACCUCAGGUUUGUAUCGUAUCCUCCUAUAAAUUAAAUUCUUAACCCACACAAGCAGUCAGGGCAUUUUGUAAGAAAUUACAACUACUGGGGCUUAGUCUCAAUGAGGGCCUUUCCCCCUCAGUUUGUACGGGUACAUAAAAAUCACUCUGUGCUCAGGGGCAGCCCCAGCGCUAUUUGAAUAGGGGCAUGGAUGGGUGUAAGUGAAAUAUUGUCUACUAAUUUCUAACGCUAAUUAGUUUCUUUUCAUCCAAUUGGGAUCAGAUAAACUAGUUUCAUAUUAAUCUGACACUGCAAUCGAGCAACGGAAAAUCCGUUGGCUCGAGCGGGAUUUGAACUCGCAUCUUCGGGUAUCUAGACCGCCGCUCUACCUAUUGAGCUAUCGAGUCAACAGGGAUUGGUAGCGAGUCUUAUCCAAUUUAAGUGCACGAAAUAUUUUCGUGACGACUUAACGCUUGUCUAGAAGACGCGCAGUGUUUCAAUUCUAUUUCAGAAGCAUCCUCAAGAGAUACGAAAAACUAGUUUCAUAUUAAUUUUUCGUUGCUCGAUUGCAGUGUCAGAUUAAUAUGAAACUAGUUUUUCGUACCUCUGAGGAUGGUUCGGAAAUGAGAUUAGAUAAUUUGCCGACCACUUGACGAUUGGGGGUGUUCCACACCCACAACCCACUUUUAGCACCGCCCCUGCCUGUGCUGACUUUUAUAAGACGGAAUGUCGAGUAUGAGAAAGCAGGCAGAUGCAGCUUUUUCAACAAGGUUAACCUUUUACUAUAAUUACCAAAAGGGCCCGGUUCAUCUGAAAUCACGCUUCACUACUGGAGCAGGCAAAGGGCUUACUGGGGUAAAUGACCCAGUAGUGAGUAUAUAGUUAAAAAAUGCCCAACAAGCAGUGGAAUGACUUGCUGUGUCUGUUUUAGGUUUGUGUGAAGAAAUGUCCGACGUUCACUGCUCUUACGCCUCAACUUGUGCCUGCUGAUGAACUGAAAAAUGUUGUUUGUUUAGAAGGAGUUACAAAACCCACAGUAAGUGACGAUUUUAUUUGUUUAUUGCUACUUUUAACCAGAUGUAAAUAGUUGUAGAUUUUACACUGUAGAGUUACAAAUUUGUAGUGGUUUUAAAACUUAACAGUUACCGGACGCGAUUCGACAACGCAGCGCGAUUUUUCGAUUUUCACUGACCGAUAACUUUGAUCCUGUUUUUAAAGUUUUUCAAAUAUUUAGAAGCGCCAUAACAUUUUAAGUUAUUUGGUCUACAGGCAUGUUCUUUUAAAAUUUCCUUUCUUUGAAUGUUAUACUAACUUUCAAAAACUGAAAUAUUGAAGAACAUUGCUGGAAUUUAGUCCUAAAAUUGCUUCAUUGCUUCAUUUAGUCCUAAAAUUACACGCUUUUGUUACAUCGAAGCUAGACUACUGCAACUCUCUUCUCUUUGGCUUAUCGAAGUACCAAAUGAAGAGGUUACAGUAUGUUCAAAAUACAGCCGCUAGAAUUGUUUGUCGGAUUGAUAAAUGUGAACAUAUCACUCCAAUUUUAGUGGAUCUGCAUUGGUUGCCAGUACAUUACCGCAUAGUUUUUAAAAUUUUAUUGUUAGUUUAUAAAACAAUUAAUGGCAUGAGUCCUAGGUAUCUGUCUGAUCUACUACAGUUUCGUAAAUCCUCUACAUCACUACGAUCUGUAUUGAAUGAACUCUUAAGUCAACCGAGGACUAUUACGAAGACAUAUGGUGAUAAAGCUUUUUCCGUUUGUGCACCUAAACGUUGGAAUAUUUUACCAAUGGAUAUUCGCAAGUCAUCUAGUGUUUACGCUUUUAAGAAGUCAGUUAAAACUUCUCUUUUUUCAAAAUUUCUUAGUUGCAAAUCUUUAUUCAUGUAGAUAACUUUAGGUACCUUACUUUAUUUGUAUACAGUUGUUUUAUUCUUAAAUCAUGUAAAGCGCCUUGAACAGCUUUGGAUUUGUGCGCUAUAUAAAUAAAGUUUAUUAUUAUUAUUAUUAUUAUUAUUAUUAUUAUUAUUAUUAUUAUUAUUAUUAUUAUUAUUAUUAUUAUUAUUAUUAUUAUUAUUAUUAUUAUUUAAACGAAUGCAAAUUACUUGUUGAUCUUCCUGGAUUUGAAAGCCCCUCGAUUAUUACGGGUGAUGAAUACCGUCCUGAUUUACUUGUCUCCACUUCAGACAAACACCUCUACGUUGUUGAACUUACCGUAGGCUUUGAAUCAAACCUCACAAACAAUGUUAACCGCAAGAAAGCUAAAUAUAAGAACCUAAUUAGAGAACUAGAUCAAAACUUUACAUCUGUUAAAUUUAUAAAUCUUUCAGUCAGUUCGCUAGGGGUGUUUGACAAAGAAUGCCAUACAUUUGUAAAAAUGCUAAAUGAGUUAGGACUGGAUAAUCAACACCAACAAUACUGUAUCAGAAAAAUGAUAUCUAUUGCCAUCCGAUCAACGUACUACAUAUUUUGCUGUAGAAAUAAAGAAUGGACAAAUUCCGAACUAAUGAACAUUUAAAGUAACUAUUUCUAUAAAUAAUUAAAAUUUUUUGUAUAUAAAACUAUAACCAUGUAUAAGUGAUUCAAGUAGUCAAUUGUAGGUUACCUCAAGAAGUGAGAUUUACAAUUGUAUAUAUCUAUAAAUGUUCUAUUAAUAAAGUUUUCAUCAUUAUUAUUAUUAUUAUUAUUAUUAUUAUUAUUAUUAUUAUUAUUAUUAUUAUUAUUAUUAUUAUUAUUAUUAUUAUUAUUAUUAUUAUUAUUAUUAUUAUUAUUAUUAUUAUUAUUUAGACCAAGGCUGAAUACGAGACACUUGCGGGGGAUAACAAAUGUGCAAAGUAUUACGUUGACAGUUCUCCAGGUUUGUGACAGAAUUUGAGCUCCAUGCAUAUAUCAUGCAUCUGGGGCGAGAAAUUGAAUCCAACAAGUGAAGACAAUAAACGAUGCUGACGCAUUCAUUUCAUAUUAAAUUUGUUAUUUUUCUAGUUCUCUAUCGCUGUUUACCAACCACACUGGGUUUGAACAACAUAAGCGACACUAAUGAUUUGAAAAAAAAGCUGAACGAAGGAAUUUCGUAAGUCUCCUCGUAGAACUAUCCAGCAUUGUAGUAACACAGGAUUUUUAAUCAAAAGUCUUCACAUACAUACUAAUACCACACGCUCACUUUAAAGGCACAGUUCGGCCUUUUGAAUGAUGGUUUUUAAGGAACAGUUCAGCCUUUUGAUUAAGACACAUUUCAGCCCUUUUACAGUAAUAGACAAUUCCCAUUAUAGACUAAUUUUAAAACUUGGCAAGGAGACUCAAAUAAAUCACCACAGCUAGAAAGAGCAUACUAAAAAUAGUAAAAUUGCAAAAUUUGGUUGCGAAAUGUUGUAAAAUGUGGAAAAUAUAGCCUUGUAAAGUUCGCAAAUUUUGUAUACUUUUGUAUUGCGUGCGGAAAUUCCUACCACAUUUAGGCCGAAAAUGUCGCACGCGAUACAAAAGUAUACAAAAUUUGCGAACUUUGCAAAUAUAUAGCCAUAUUUCCCGCAUUUUAUAACAUUUCGCAACCAAACUUUGCAAUUUUACUCAUUUUAGUAUGCUAUUUCUAGCUGUGGUAAUUUAUUUGCAUCUCCUUGCCUAGUUUUAAAAUUAGUCUAUAAUGGGAAUUGUCUAUUGAAAAAAUUAACUAGGAAAAUCAAUUAUGUAUAAUUCAAUAUCAAUAAACUCAAUGUUUUUAACAAUAAAAAUGUUUUAAAAUGUAAAAAACAUUAGGUUUUCUGAUCUUCAAUUAUGCUUAAUUGAUUUUCCUAUAGUUAGUUUUUUCAAUUAAAAUGGCUGAAAUGCGCCUUAAAAACCAUCAUUCAAAAGGCUGAACUGUGUCUUUAAUUUAACUUUCUUAUUACAGAGGCCUCGGAGCUUUAAUGAAUGCAAAGAGCAUUGGUGUAAAGGUACGGUCAUAAAACUCUUCAGUUAGGCUUUUGACCAAUUUCUUGCACUUAGGCUUUUGACCAAACAUAGACUCGUUGUCCAUUGAUAUAUACUUGCCCGACGACCCUUCUCUCAAUUCUAUUUGUUUUCCACCAAAUACAACAUGAAUACAGUAUAUAUAAUGAAAAGAAUUAAUGGGCCGGACCAUUAGAAAAGUGAUAGGAGGGGGGGGGGAGCAAAAAUAAAAAUCGAGCAGGGAAAACAGAAAGAAAAAGAGACUUUUCAAUGGGGAAAAUUCUAAGUUAAAAUAAAAAAAAAGGAUUAUAUUUAAAUCGACACAAGCAAAAAAUUAAAAAAAGUAUUCGUACAAGUUGAAAAAGUCUUCCCCCCCCCAUCACUUUUCUAAUGGUCCGUUCCUAACAUGAUUUUCUCACUCUGAUAACUGCAGGUUGUUGACACCAUCUGUUGUACGAUAGUGCUUAGUCUAACCUACUUUUAAUAAAAUAUUAAGAGGCAAUUUUUUUCAAUGUCACGUAUUUGCGAUGAAAAGUAUUCAAAAACCUAAACUCUUUUUGGCGUUCCUUUCAAAAUUACUUUGUUUUACCUUUAUUCUCUAGUUUAUACAGUUAGCUACCUUUUUAAAUGCAUCCGCCAGUUGAGAAACAUAAAAUAAUAGUUAAAAAUUGUCAAUUAAAAUACAAUUAUCAAUGAUGCUUUAAAAUUGACGCCAUAUUUUCAGUCAUAUAAGCAAAACUUACUGAAAUUCAGACAUCAUUUUCUCUUUGGCGUAUCAUCUAAAAUCUCUUCAUUUUAGCAUUAUUUUCCAGAUAAAGCACUAAACAUACUUUCUAAGUUUGUUUGCCGAUUGAGAAACGUAUCGAAAAAUAAAAAUUUUGAAUUUAGUCGUAACCUCGAGUGAGAUAUUAUACGCAUUAGUUUUGAGCUCGUGUUACGUAACAUACAAAAAAAUCUCCUCUUAAAGUAAAUUUAAUUUGGUUAUUUUAGAUUUUUGAGGACUUGAAAAUGGUGUGGUACUGGAUACUUGGGUAAAUAAAUAUGACAUAUGUCGAAAAUUUUAUUUAUCAAAAAACCUGGCCGCAUGUCUGUUUUACGAGUGUGUAUAUUUUGUGUGACGAAAACGUGAUAAUGAAUUAAUGUUCUUUUUAUUUUAGCGCGUUUAUUUUGUCCAUGAUUUUGUCACUGAUUUGGAUUAUCAUUACGCGGUAAGCGUGUUUCGUGUUUGAGUAGCUCUGCUUGGUGCCCGAGAAAACCCUGCUUCCUAAAGGUCCACACAGACCGAACGCGAUUCGGCAACGCGACGCGAAUUUUCAGUUUUCAAAAACAAAUAAAACCGUCAACGGAUAAAAAUUUUACAAGAUAUGCAGACCAAAUAACUAAAAUUGCUUAAGUGGUUCCAAAUAUUUGAAAAACAUUGAAAAAUAUUGAAGUUAAAUGUCAUUGAAAGCUGAAAAUUCGCGUCGCGUUGCCAAAUCACGUCCAGUCUGUGUAUGGGCCUUAUGUUUUGCAUACGGAACGUAAGCCCGGAUGAAACGAGAACGAGAGUUAAUGCGAGUUGGCAGUCAUGCGACCUUUGUUAGCUGUUCUUAAUGCUUUCCCAACACCAUCAUGUAUUCUAUUUAAGUUAAAACAUAGUUGGAAACUUGGAACACUCAUCAAAUCUUUGUUUUAUUAAUCUAGAGCUUAAAAUGUCCCCUGUAACACUGCAUGACUGGCAACUCUCAUCAACUCUCAACUUCGUUUGACCGGGGCUUUGGUAUAGCCCUAGUUAUCGGAAUGUUCCGUUGUUCUUUCAUUGUUUUGAGAAUUCCCCUUGCUUGAAACACUAAAUUGAGUGAUUUAGUAAUUUUAAUGAAUAUAUAUUUUGCAGAUGGAUAGCCUGGCCGAUGGUGUGGUUCUCUAUUUUAGCGUCUCUGGUACUUCUGAUUGUUGGUAAGUGGGAAAGAAAUCUUCACUCUUCAGUUUAAGAAUCCAUUUCAUGACAUGACUAUAGAGACCAUUUUACAACAGAUGGUAAAAUAAUGGGCGCGUUUAACGGCCCUAUA